AGAAAGAUAAAAAUGGCUAGUAUUUCAGGCACCAUGAUCAGUACCUCCUUCAUGCCAAGAAAACCAAUUGUGACAUUUCCAGCUCUCCUUGGGGUUAAAUAUGCAAAUGGUGGCAAAAUAACUUGUAUGGCUACAUACAAAGUGAAACUUAUUACACCUUCAGGAGCAGUAGAAUUUGAUUGUCCAGAUGAUGUGUACAUUCUUGAUCAAGCUGAGGAAGAAGGACAUGAACUUCCUUAUUCAUGCAGGGCAGGUUCUUGCUCAUCUUGUGCUGGUAAAAUUGUAUCUGGAAGUGUUGAUCAAUCUGAUGGAAACUUUCUUGAAGAUGAACAAAUAAGUAGUGGAUAUGUGUUAACUUGUGUUGCCUAUCCACAGUCUGAUGUUACCAUUGAAACUCACAAAGAGGAACAACUCACAAGCUAAACUAAAUUUGGAGAAAUUUUAUGUUUAUAAUGUGGUCAAGUUUAUAGUAUAUGUGAGUGUAAUUUUCUUCCAUUAUAAUGUGAGUGUAAUUGUCUGCUUUGUAAUAUUGUUAUUCUGGGUGUACUUGUUUGUUGUUCAUUCGACAGAAUUUGGCUUGGUAAAAAAGGCUCGUUUUUA
Molecule: messenger RNA, 600 nt
Organism: Solanum verrucosum
Lineage: Eukaryota; Viridiplantae; Streptophyta; Magnoliopsida; Solanales; Solanaceae
Product: ferredoxin-like
Exons: 1
Coding region: 13-423 (136 amino acids)
Biological process (GO): electron transport chain
Cellular component (GO): chloroplast
Molecular function (GO): 2 iron, 2 sulfur cluster binding; electron transfer activity
Source: RefSeq, a predicted model, not a curated record